AUGAGAAAAGUAUAUUCUCAACAACCAAAAAUUAAUCAAAUAUUUUUGAAGCAAGUUCCGAUUAAAUUUUUUAAUGCAAAUUUUUUGAAGAUAUUGCUACUCUCAAAAAUAUAUAAUGUGGCUGGAAGUUGAUAUGAAUAUUUAUUGAUAAUUCUAUUCUUCUACUCAAGGCUUCUUAAGUAUAUUAUUGAAUUAGACUAUAUUAAAAAUCAAUUAGCUUUAAAAUUGAAGUAA
Blepharisma stoltei is the source of this 234-nucleotide messenger RNA. Lineage: Eukaryota; Ciliophora; Heterotrichea; Heterotrichida; Blepharismidae. The record is from the annotation of a GenBank genome assembly.